AUGCCGCCCUCUCAGCUCAAGCAGCUGAAAGCGUCGCUUCGGGAUAGUGGAGUCGUUGGUCCCCAGCAGUCCAAGAAGCAAAAACGCCAGAACGCAAAAACUGGCGCUGCGGCGCAAAACCGGAACCAGCGCAAUGCCGCUUUACAGGCUAUUCGAGAUCGAUUCAACCCCUUUGAGAUCAAGGUCCCCGCUGCUAGAAGCAAGUUUGAAGCGACCACUCGAGAUGGUAACUCAGCUAAUGCUACACGCAAUAAUCGCCCGGGCGUCACCAAGUCACUGGGCGAGGAAAGGCGCCGAGCAACGCUUUUACAAGAAAUGAACAGCCGGAACAGAGUCGGUGGACUUGUUGAUCGUCGAUUCGGUGAGAACGACCCGACCAUGACCCCCGAAGAGCGGGCUGCCGAACGAUUCGCAAGAGAAAGUCAAAAGAAGAUGCGCAAGGAAUCGAUGUUCAACCUUGAGGAUGAGGAAGACGAGUUCCAGCUUACUCACAUGGGUCAAAACCUGUCAUUUGAUGAGGCCAAUCGUGACGAUUUUGAGAUGGGUGAGAUGGACGACGACAUGAAGGGCGAAGAAUCCGAUGAUGAGGCAACACGAAAGCGCAAACGCUUUAUCGAUGAGGAAGCAGACGAGGAAGAUUAUAUCCACGACCCGGAUGCUGAAGAUCAGCCCGAUCGAAAGAAGUCCAAGGCCGAGGUUAUGAAGGAGGUCAUUGCCAAGUCCAAGUUCUACAAGCAAGAACGUCAGAAGGCCAAGGAGGAUGAUGAUGAUUUACGGGACGAACUAGACCAGGAGCUUCCGGAUCUUUUUGAAGCCUUGCGAGGCAUGAAGGCCCCGCCCAAGCCAGAGCCUGUCCAGCAGGACCUGGAUACCAUGAACCCAGAGCGUGCGGCUAUGCUCCAAGGGCCGGAGAAGACAGAUGCCGAGAAGCAGUACGACCAACGGAUCAAACAAUUGACUUUCGAUAAGCGAUCCGCACCUACGGACCGCACAAAGACAGAGGAAGAGAAGGUUGAGGAGGAAGCUGAAAGACUAAAGAAAUUGGAAGAAAACCGACUCAAGCGAAUGCGUGGUGAACAGUUGAGUGACGAGGAGGAUAACGAGGACGACAAAGAUUCAUUCAUGCAGGAUGAUGACGAAUCAGAGAUUGAUGAUGCGACAGCCUUUGGCCUUCCCACAUAUGAGCCACGGAAAGAGCUGGCUGUUGAAGAUGAGGAUGAUUUCGUCAUUGACGAUGAUCUGGUCGAGACGCGGUCUAACGCCAGCCUCGACAUGGAUGGAAGUGAUAUAGAGGAGGAGGAUCUCUCAGAAGACGACGAAUCGGAGCAGUCAGAACAGGAAGAUGAGCUCAUCAAUGGAAUGUCCCUACCGGCUGCUAGUGCAGCAUCAGCAGCCGUGGCAGCCAACCAAACUUCGGAUGGCAAGUUGGCCUUCACCUACCCCUGCCCAGACGACCAUGAGGCUUUCCUUGAUCUGAUCAAGGGUGUGCCUAGCCAGGAUGUCGCAACUGUGGUUCAGCGCAUUCGUGCCUUGCAUCACCCCCGUCUUCACCCCGAUAACAAGGCUAAGCUGGGUCGUUUCGCUGAGAUUCUCAUUGAGCAUGUUUCUUACAUGGCGAAUCGGGAUGAAGAGCUGUCCUUUGCUCUCAUGGAGAACAUUCUGCGUCAUGUUCACUCGUUGGCCAAGACUCACCCCAUGAACGUCGUUAUGGCCUUCCGUGCUCGCCUUCGUGAGAUCUCCAAUGACCGUCCAUUGAACUUGCUUCCCGGCGAUCUUGCCAUCCUGACUGGCAUCUCGACUGUUUUCCCUACAUCAGAUCACUUCCAUGCCGUCUCAACACCUGCUCAUCUCUGCAUUGCUCGGUUCUUGGGUCAGUGCUCAGCCAACACUCUGUCUGAUCUUGCAACCGGUGCUUUUGCCGCGAGUCUUUUCCUCCAGUACCAGGCAGUCGCCAAGAGAUAUAUGCCUGAGUUCAUCAACUACAUCCUCAAUGCUCUUUGCAACCUUGCCCCCACUGAGCCCACAGCUAAGCUUGGCUUCUUCCCAUCCCGGAAAUGCCAGGACUCUGUUCGACUCUCGCCAUCCAAGAAGGUCACCCCGCGCAAACUUCAAUUCCGUGAUAUCACUACUUCUUCCCAGGCUGAGGACGAGUUGAAGAUCUCUCUUGUGACUACUUUCGUUUCCCUCCUCGAUACCGCCUCGGAUCUGUGGGCUGAAAAGUCCGCGUUCACUGAGAUCUUCACCCCCGUCCAGGCCGUCUUGAACCACCUCAAGCAAUCAUUCAAGAGCAAGAGCCUCUCCGCAGCCCGCGACCCGAUCCAGUCCACACUAGACAAGGUCGCCUCCCACUUGGAUAAAGCCCGUCUCACCCGCCGCCCCCUUCUCCUUCACGACCACCGUCCCCUGGCUAUCAAAUCUGCCAUCCCCAAGUUCGAGGAGAACUUCAAUCCAGACAAGCACUACGACCCGGAUCGCGAGCGUGCCGAGGCCAACCGCCUCAGGGCCGACAUCAAGCGCGAGAAGAAGGGUGCCAUGCGCGAACUCCGCAAGGAUGCCAGCUUCAUUGCUCGCGAGAAGCUGCGCGAGAAGAAGGAGCGCGAUUCCGAGUACGAGAAGAAGUACAAGCGUCUCGUUGCCGAGAUUCAGAACGAGGAGGGUCGUGCUGCCAACGAUUACGAACGCGAGAAGCGGGGACGUCAAGGCAAGCGUUAA
Messenger RNA from Penicillium longicatenatum, 2712 nucleotides. Its product is annotated as snoRNA-binding rRNA-processing protein NOP14. Gene Ontology annotation, biological process: maturation of SSU-rRNA. NCBI's taxonomy places the organism in Eukaryota, Fungi, Ascomycota, Eurotiomycetes, Eurotiales, Aspergillaceae. The transcript has 2 exons. The coding region runs from base 1 to 2712 and encodes 903 amino acids. The record is from RefSeq and is a predicted model, not a curated record. Gene Ontology annotation, cellular component: Noc4p-Nop14p complex; small-subunit processome; nucleolus.